This is a messenger RNA of Anoplophora glabripennis (Asian longhorned beetle), 4623 nucleotides long. RefSeq lists its product as uncharacterized. The annotation marks the transcript as partial. The transcript is spliced from 6 exons. The record is from RefSeq and is a predicted model, not a curated record. Gene Ontology annotation, molecular function: protein binding. Lineage: Eukaryota; Metazoa; Arthropoda; Insecta; Coleoptera; Cerambycidae.
AAUUUAUACGCUUUUUUAUAUCACUUCGUAUUUAUAUUUACCAAUACCAAAAUAAUAUUAAGUUUUUUUCAGUUACAAGUAUGGUUGAAAACAAAGAAAAUUGUAUUAUGACUGACCAUUAUAAUCGAAUUCAGGGCGCUAUAAUAAAAACUCAACAUAAGAACUAUUUUGUAUAUAAAGGAGUGAAUACUGUUGGAAGAAAUAAGAGUGCCAUAAUUAAUUUAAAAAACUUGAAUGUGAGUCAAAACCAUGCUGUAAUAAUAAUCGUGGAUGAUGCUCAGCAUUUUAUUAGUGAUUUAAAUUCUUCCAAUGGGACAUAUUUACUUGGUACAAAACUAUCACCAUAUAAAUUAUAUGAACUUGUGAAUGAUGUGGAAAUUAAGUUUGGAGAUGUUUCUGCAUCUUAUUGUAGAGUAUGUAACAUGGAUACUACUGUACAUUUAAGAAGGGAAAGCACUGACAUGACUCAAAACAUAACUCAAAAUUUUUAUGAAGCAGGCACUCAGUUGAUGAUAAAUGAGUCGUCUUUAAACAAAUCAGGACCAGACAACAAAACACACAGAUUUUGUUCAGAUUCAAUUUCUGAUAAUGAUAUUCAUGAAGUUGCAACCCAAGUUGUUGAUUACCAACUAGCAUCUACUUCAGCAACAGUGCCAGACGAACCCAUAGGAAAAUGUCAGUCAGACUCUUUAGAAAAUGGACAAUUAAAUAAGCAACGAGAAGUGGAUAUCCAUGAAAUGCCGACACAUGUUGACGAUUUACCCCAAGAAUUAACAAAAGUGGAAAAACGACAUGAAAUGGAUAUACAUGAAAUGCCAACACAAGUUGUCGAUUUGCCUCUAGAACUUAGAAAACUAAAAGAACAAGAAAUGGAUAUACACGAAAUGCCAACGCAAGUCAUCGAUUUGCCUCGAAAUCUUAACAGUGUAGAGAAAUGUCAGGAAGUGAAUUUGCAUGAAAUGCAAACGGAAGUUGUUAAUAUGCCUCAAGGACUUGAAUUAAGUGAAAAGAGCAGUGAUUCAUGCACUCAAAUAGAUGAUAUUCAUAAUUCAGAAGAGUUAAUUCAGUCACGUGCAGAAACCAAUAGCGAUACAGAAGGUAACGAACUAUUUGUUCAAAAGACCUCUAAUAUGAGUACUGUAGAAGAAACGGUAAUAGAAGAAACAGUAAUAGAUGAAAAUCAUCUAGAAAAGGAUAUAGAAGAGGAGAGUAAUGAAUCAAUUGAUUUUUUGGCAACACAGAAACCUGUUUCAAAUGAAUAUAUAUUUAAUAAAGAGGUAAAUUCGGCAAAUGACAAUGACUCUGUUUUCUCAGAUUCACAGGGAAUUGGAAUACCUAGAAAGCGACCGUUACGCAAAUUAAGUUCAUCAGAAGAUUUAUCGCAGCCACAUGAGAACAAAAUUAUAUAUAAUUCUGAUUCUGACACAGACAUAGAGAAGGAAAUAGAUAUUCGCAUUAAUAAUCAAAAACUACCUAUAAAAGAAGCAGAUCUCUCGGGUUCGGAUACUGAAAUCGAAGAUGACUUGCCAAGGCAAAUUAAAAAGCACAGUAAAGUUUUGAAUUCCGAUUCAGAGACAGACAUAGAGGAACAUGUAAGUUAUAAGGACAUUUCAACGCAGUCCCAGGAUAUUAUUAAACCUAAAAUUUUAAAUAAACGUUUAUUGGACUCUGAUUCAGAAACUGAUAUAGAGGACAAUAAGGAAAACGACAUAAUUUUAAAACAGACCCACGAUAAAACCAAUAAUGAUACUUUAAAUGACACCGACUGCAUUCCAGCAACACAAGAUGCUUUUGCCGACAUGUUUGCAUACAAAAAUUCAAAAGUGUCGUCAAAUGCGAAUAGUCAGAACGAAUCUUCGGAGGAGAGUUUUAAACUUGGAUUGACGGAAUUGAUGGUUGAAAGUGUUGAAAAUAAAAAAGAAAAUGAUAUUCAUGAAGACAAAACGAAUGAUCUUGUUAAUGAAGAAAGCAUAAGCAAUGUCAAAAACGAUAAUGACAAUGAUAAAAAAUUGGGAAAUAACGAGGAACAUACAUUAAGUAACAGCGGUGAUGUCUCAAACAGUAUCGAAAACAAAAUAGGUGAAGAUUUAUAUCUGAACCCAACGCAAAAAAUUUGUACAGAUCCUAAACCAGAAUUUAAUCAACUGAACGAACAUCAUGUAGAAGCGCUAAGUGUGAAUCAAGCUAAAACAUCAGUUAUUUCAGACACAGCUCAAGAAACAAAUGAAACAGAAGAUGACAUCUAUUUAAUGCCAACACAAAAACUAAAUGAGAAUGAAGUAGACAAUAAGCCUACUUCCUGUACCUCAAAAAAUAUUAAUAUGGAGGCAGAUGAAGAUUUUUAUAUGAUGCCAACACAAAAACAAAACAACAAUCAACCAGAAUUCAAAACACCACAGAAAAAGUAUACCUUUAAGAAAAAAAAGGUGAAACUAGAUGGGUCUCUGUCGAGUAUUUUCAGUAAAAGUCAAGAUGACCUCUAUUCAGCACCUGUUCAGAAAAUAAAUGAAGAGGGAGCCGAAACUGAAGACAUUUAUCUACAACCAACACAGAAAUUAAAUGAAGAACAAAAGCAACGUGACCCGUAUUUGCAACCAACCCAGGAUUUAAACAUGGCAGCACAUAAAGAUGAAGACCUUUACAUGGCACCCACACAGAAAUUAAAUGAAGAACAAAAGCAAUGUAACUUGUAUUUGCAACCGACCCAGGAUUUAAACUCCACAGCUCACAAAGAUGAAGACCUUUUUGGGGAACCCACACAGAAAUUAAAUGAAGAACAAAAGCAACGUAAUUUGUAUUUGCAAGAAACCCAGGAUUUAAGUUUAGCGACAGCACACAAAGAUGAAGACCUUUAUCUGGCACCUACCCAACAAGUAAAUAUAAAUGUUGGAGAAAAUAAUACGGCUCAAGAUAAAGCUGCAACGGAUUCAUCAUUGCAAGAAAAUCAGCAUGUAGAUGUUACUACAGACACAGUAAAGAAAAGAGUAGAGAAAAUUAAUGAGGAUCUGUAUAUGGCAGCAACUCAACCAGUAAAUCCAAGUCCAAUCAUUGAAAAAACUGAUAAAAUUUCUCCGAGUAAAUCAAUAUUGGAUUUGUAUUUGCAAGAAACGCAGGAUCUUAGUCCUACUAAAAAUACAGAAUCAAAUAAAAAUAAAUUAGAGACAAGUAGUACAACAAUGAAGCAGACAAAUAAAUUUGAAGACAAAAAUGAAACUUCUCAAGAUAGAUCCAAUUUAAAUUUACAAACAAUUAAAGACACCAAUCUGGAUGCAGGUACAAGUCUAAAGACUUCAGGAAAACACAAUGAGGAUCUUUAUUUAGCCGAGACCCAACCAGUAAAUCCAAAUAUAGUGGUUAAAAAAUUGAAUAAGCCCCUAAAUGAUCUAUAUGUACAAGAAACUGAAGAUAUUGGCCUUACUAAAAAUUUAGAAGCAAAUAAAGAUGAGAAUAAUGAGGAUCCCUACAUGAUUCCGACACAGCAGAUUAACCAAGAUUUAGUAGAAAACAGUAGCAGUGCUAAUAAAGAUAACUUUAAAGCAUCUGAUCUACCAAAGGCUGUUGUGAGUAAAACUCGUUUAAGAACAAAACGGCAGAUACAGUCAGAUACAAACACCUCGGAACUAAGUAAAAAGAGAAAAUUAACCGAUGUUGAAAUGGAAAAGUUAAAUCAGGUCGAUGCAGUUAUCAAGGAGCCUUUAUCUACUUUGAAAAAACCAAACAAAUAUCAAGGAAGCCCAUCUGUUCCAAUUCCCAAAGAAAAAGCUACCAAAACGGUUACGGAUCAAAGCGAGACUUUAAGUCAAAUACAAAGAUUCGUGGCAGAAACUUCCAAAGACUCCAAAAAAACAAAAGUAAAAACACUUCCUAAGAAAAGAAGUUCUGCAGAAGCACAAAUCGAGGUUCAGUCUGAGACUUUGAGUCAGAUUGAAGCAUUUAUCAAGAAACCUUUAAGUACUGUUAAAGAAAAUACUGAUACGCCAUCUAAAAGAAAGAAAAGAGGCAAAGUUUCUGAUAAAACAAAACAAGUUCAUGAAGAAUUUCAAAAACCCGAAACAAGUCUCGCGUCUAGAAGAACCAGAUCAACAAGUCAUCCAAAGACUCAUGUGUCCAAAGAGGAGUGUGAAACUUUUAUUAAUCCAGAAUUCGACUUAAGUACAAGCAGUGACAAGAGUGAACGGGAGACCGUGAAAAGUGAUGUUGAAAAGAGUUUUGCAUUAUUAGAGGCGAAAUCUACAAAAACGAGAAAAAGCCAGAGGGUAAUAAAUUCUUCUGAAGUAAAGGUGUCGGUAUGUAAGAAUCGCAGGAGCAUGGCUACGUGUGCAGUGCCUGAAACUUCCAAAUCUAGAAUUGAAAACAUACAAAGUCCUCCCAAUUUUACUUCGCCAGAGAAAGGAAAAAGGAAACAAAAGCCCAAAAUUGUAUUCACGAUGUUAGACAGUCCGCUUUUAGAAAGUUUAAUAAGGCAAAUGGGUGGUACUGUAGUUGAUAGUGUGGAAUCUAGCACUGUACUAGUAACAGGACAAGUGAAAAGAUCUCAAAAACUCCUUACUGCUGUAGGGCAAGGGAAACCAAUUUGUUCACCGGAUUGGAUUCAUGCUUCCAAGAAAGCAAAUGAAUUCCUUG